This is a messenger RNA of Caenorhabditis remanei, 957 nucleotides long. RefSeq lists its product as uncharacterized. Bases 1 to 957 code for a protein of 318 amino acids. NCBI's taxonomy places the organism in Eukaryota, Metazoa, Nematoda, Chromadorea, Rhabditida, Rhabditidae. The record is from RefSeq and is a predicted model, not a curated record. The transcript is spliced from 3 exons.
AUGAGGUUUCUCUCUUGUCCAAUGACUGAUUUAGUGCUGAAAAUUGGGUCAAAUGAAGGGAAGAGAUUCCAGAUAGAGAAGUGGGUACCCGAGGAGAAGUUGGUACCCUAUAAGGAAUGGUUGCCAGACGAUCCUCCCUACGUCACCGAGUACACCACUCACGUCUUCCACUCUGAAAACCUAGUUUUCACAUCGAAAAAUUGGGUGAUCUACCUAUCCGACUUAUUCAAUGUUCCCCUGAAAACGAUCCAUCUUGACUGUGAUCUAUAUGAAGAAGAAGAAAUCGAUAGUGUGAUGGAAUUGAUAUCAGAAGAGAAUAGAAUAGAGAUUUUCGAAAUCAAGAGUGAAAAAUCGAUAAACGACCGUCUGGCACUUUCAAUAAUCAAUCGUCAGAAUGCCACGUUGCAGCUGAAAUUGUUGUUCGAGCCUCGUGAUGGUGACACAUUUCAAUUUGACUUCUUCAGACACUCUCCCCAAUUUUUGAACGUUGAUCACUCCUACUGGAUCUCACUGGAACAACUCAUCGGUAUCCCGUCGGAAAACGUCUAUCUGUGUAGAUCAAAUCUGUCGAACAGGGAUUUCGGACGGCUUGUUGAGAUGUGGAGAGAGGGUUGGACACCGGCGUGGAAGUGUUUAAUGUUGGAGUCACUGGACGAAUUGGAUGUCGAUUCGUAUGUUCAAGGAUUGAAAAGCGAACACAUGAUUUCUUAUGAGCACCAUUAUAGGAACGCUAUUUUGAGCAACAAAUCAAUCCAAGUUCAUCGGUUUCGACACGAAGUGCUCGUUGCAUCAGGAAACACCAUCAGAACUGGUUAUCAUCUUGUCAGGGAAAGUGAUGAGUCUAUCGUGACAAUUACACAAGAAAAUGGGAGAAUCGGAUGGUUUCAUAUACAGAGGGACGAUCCAACAGCCAGUUUCCAUUUUCGAAUUCAUCCAAGAGCUUUUGAACUGAAUUAA